AUGACUUCUUUUGCAGGAACGUUUGGAUAUGCAGCUCCAGAGUUAGCAUACACAAUGGAAGUAAAUGAAAAAUGUGAUGUGUAUAGUUUUGGAAUAUUAACUUUAGAGAUACUUUUUGGGAAGCAUCCGGGAGAUAUUGUAACUUGUUUGUGGCAACAAUCUUCAGAAAGUGUUAUGGACCUCACACUUGAUACUUUGCCAUGGAUGGAGAAGUUGGACCAGCGUCUCCCAUAUCCCAGAAACAAUGUUCAAAAGGACGUGAGUUUGAUGAUAAGGAUAGCAAUUUCAUGUUUAACCGAAAGUCCAAGAUCUCGCCCUACCAUGGAGCAGGUCUGCAAAAAGCUUAUAAUGUAA
Vicia faba (fava bean) is the source of this 354-nucleotide messenger RNA. NCBI's taxonomy places the organism in Eukaryota, Viridiplantae, Streptophyta, Magnoliopsida, Fabales, Fabaceae. The record is from the annotation of a GenBank genome assembly.